GCACGUAAAAUGUGUGUUAUGUACGGAAGUUUGUCCGCCACGCCCAUAGGGUGCGCGCGUUACGCACUCGGAACAAAGUCACAGCUUGCUCCGCUUGCUGUGUUCUAUUCCAGCUACUUGUGCACGUAUCGUCCUGCUUGGUCAGUCAGGUGUCAAAAUGGUUGUUCUGUCCAAGGAGCACGGUUACGUCGUGCUGACUGGUGUCGCCAGCAUGAUCAUGGUGGGACACUUGGCAAUUCAAGUGGCCAAAGCUCGCAAGAAGUACAAUAUGCCGUACCCCAAAAUGUACAGCGAUGAUGAUAGUGAAGAGGGCAACAUUUUUAACUGUGUGCAGCGUGCACACCAAAACACUCUGGAGCUCUACCCUGCCUUCCUUUUCUGUCUGGGUGUUGGUGGCCUUCAUUGCCCUCGUCUCAGCAGUGGACUGGGACUUGUUUGGAUCAUAAGCCGAGAGGUUUACGCGCAUGGCUACUCAACAGGAGAUCCUCAAAAAAGAAUGCGGGGAGCUUUUGGCAACGUGGCUCUGCUGGGGAUGAUUCUGACCACCGCCAGCUUUGGACACCACUUGUUGGGCUGGACGCGGCCGUGUUUGACGUCUUGGUGCGAUGCCAAAAAAUGUUGCUGAAUGGCGGGAGCCAUCAUACAAACACAACUUCACCUUUGCCACCGUUUAAAACAAGUAAUCCAUCUUCAGUGACCUGACUGGUUUUCCAUGUUGGGAGUGGCCCCUCACAGUUAAGAGUUGUAGAGUGUUGCUACCAAACUAGAAUUGCUUUUUUUUAAAUAAAUGGAGUUUAAGUUCA
Messenger RNA from Syngnathus acus (greater pipefish), 803 nucleotides. RefSeq names its product microsomal glutathione S-transferase 3a (gene mgst3a). Gene Ontology annotation, molecular function: glutathione peroxidase activity; glutathione transferase activity. Lineage: Eukaryota; Metazoa; Chordata; Actinopteri; Syngnathiformes; Syngnathidae. The record is from RefSeq and is a predicted model, not a curated record. The transcript has 6 exons. Gene Ontology annotation, cellular component: endoplasmic reticulum; nuclear envelope; membrane. The coding region runs from base 158 to 625 and encodes 155 amino acids.